GGCUGCCAUCAGCCGGCCCACUCAUUACCAUGUUUUAUAUUCCCCUGCUCUCGGAAAGCAUCAUGGCAAAGUAAGUAGCUCCAUCCUCCCCUUCAACAGGGAAGUGACACAGCUUUAUCGGAACAGGUGUAAGUGAGCUGAAAACUCCCCCACAGCCCUGGACCCGAGAGGAAGACAGGAAUUGUAUUUUUUCUUCCCCAUCAUCAUCAUUCCCUUCCAUCCUCCCUUUCCCUCCAGCAGCAGUGCCUAUGUUGUAGGCUAUUUUUUUUUAAAUUUUUUUAAUGUUCUCUAAAAUGGUCUCGAAGCUGACAUCCCUGCAGCAGGAGCUGCUCAGCGCCCUGCUGGACUCGGGAGUUACCAGAGACGUGUUGAUCCAGGCCCUGGACGACAUGGACCCGCCGGGCCCGCCGGGCUUCGGGGUGAAGCUGGAGCGGCUGCCGCUGUCGCCCGCCGCUCCUCCUCCGGCCAAGCUGGGCGGCGCGGACGCGGACACCAAGCCCGUGUUCCACACGCUCACCAACGGCCACGCCAAGGGCAAGCUGUCCGGGGACGAGGGCUCCGAGGACGGGGACGACUUCGACACCCCGCAGAUCCUGAAGGAGCUGCAGUCGCUCAACACCGAGGAGGCGGCGGAGCAGCGCGCCGAGGUGGACCGCAUGCUGGCAGAGGAUCCAUGGCGAGCUGCCCGCAUGAUCAAAGGUUACAUGCAGCAGCACAACAUCCCCCAACGAGAGGUGGUGGACGUCACGGGGCUGAACCAGUCUCACCUCUCCCAGCACCUCAACAAGGGCACGCCCAUGAAAACACAGAAGCGAGCGGCCCUCUACACCUGGUAUGUCAGGAAACAGCGGGAAAUUCUACGACAAUUCAACCAAGCAACAAACGGUUCAGUUGGAAAUAUGUCUGACAAGGGCAAUCAGGAUCCAGCAUUUUUUUACCCCGAGUUCAACCCGUCUGGUCAGACCAUGGGCCAGCCCGGGGACGAGCUCGGCAGCGAACCCUCCAGUAAGAAAAUGAGACGCAACCGUUUCAAGUGGGGGCCUGCGUCCCAGCAAAUCCUUUACCAGGCCUACGAACGGCAGAAGAAUCCCAGCAAGGAGGAGAGGGAGGCGCUGGUGGAGGAGUGCAACAGAGCUGAAUGUCUUCAGAGAGGCGUCUCCCCUUCAAAAGCCCAGGGCCUUGGCUCUAAUCUGGUCACUGAAGUGCGAGUUUAUAACUGGUUCGCUAACCGGCGUAAAGAGGAAGCCUUCAGGCAGAAGUUGGCCAUGGACGCCAUCACAGUACCGACACAUGGACUCAACCCGCUGCUUUCGCACAGCUCGCCGCAUCAUCCCCAGACCAGCGCCUCCCCUCCCAUGCGAUACAGCCAGGGCCCCGGUGAGGUCACUUCCUCCACCUCCAUCAGUCACCACGGCAGCAACGCCAUGGCGACCAGCCAAUCAGUGCUGCAGGUGUCUCCAGGAGGACUGGACCACAGUCACAGUCUACUGUCACCUGAUGCCAAAAUGAUUUCUGGUUCAGGUGGAGGACUUCCUCCAGUCAGCACGUUGACAAACAUCCACAGUACCCAUCACAGCCACCAGCAGACGCAAAACCUCAUCAUGCCUCUGUCUGGAGUCAUGGCCAUAGCACAGAGUUUAAACUCGUCACAGUCUCAGACGGUCCCGGUGAUCAACAGCGUGGCGGGCAGCCUCGCGGCGCUGCAGCCGGUGCAGUUUUCCCAGCAGCUCCACAGUCCCCACCAGCAGAGCCUGAUGCAGCAGUCUCCCAGCCAGAUGAGCCAGCAGCCCUUCAUGGCAACCGUCACACACUCACAUAUGUAUUCCCACAAACAAGAACCCCCGCAAUACUCCCACCCGUCACGUUUCCCCUCGGCCAUGGUGGUCACGGAUGGCAACAGCCUCAGCACUCUCAGUUCCAUGUCCUCGGGCAAGACGGAUGCUCCCGUAAACAAGAUGGUGCAACUUGGGGGUCUCUCUUGGUGUCCUCUUCAAGCUUGGUGAGAGUGUCCACCUGACUUCCUCGCUACCCGGCAACAGGAGCACAUUUUUCCACCCUCUCGCCACGGUAACCAUGACAACACUUAAUAGCUCGCAGCAGCGUGCUGGGUGAUGAGUCAGUCAACAAACACAUGGGGCGUGAUGACGGUGGGAAAGGCGGCGCAAAACAGAAAUGUGGACCGAGGUGGAAAAAGGAGCCUGGAUUCGCCGACGGGGGACACAAAUGAUGAACAAGGAUGUAUGAUUUGGCACAAUCUUUGAAAAACAGUGUUCAAAUUUUCAUACCUUCUUUUAAGAGUCAUCCUCUGUUGUCAAAUUACAAAGGAACAAAAGCACCAAAUAUGAACUCUGUGGACCUGAAUGAAGGCUCUGGGAAGAUUUGAACUAUGAUUUAAGUUGGAAAUAUGACACAGUGACAGCCAUUCGUUGAAGGACGCUGAGGGACGCCUGGGAUGAAAGUCUGUCCACUUGCACAUGAGCAGACUGUGUAACAAUCAGAAUAACCUUUAUUGAUCUUGUGCAUGCAUUUUUUUUUAUUUUAACUGGGCUUUAAAGGAGUCUUCCAUAUUAUUCUUUCACACUCAGUUUACUGUACUAGCAUUAGCGCAAAUGAUGAGCGUCUGUUCAUCAUUUCAACUUGUUCAAUGUGUAUACUGUGAUUGAAAAAAGACUUUGACAAUCUUGAAAGGACUAUGCAAUGUGUCUAUGGGUGUAAACAAUGCUUUGUAUAACUGGAAUCUGCACAAAACACCACACACUUGAGGCUGGAAAUUAAUAUGCACUAUUAAAUACUGUUGAAGCUGCCUGUAAAAAUAACACAAAAGCACGAUGGAUGGAUGUGCAGGAAAACUGCCAGAGGAUAAUAGUUUUGAAUGUGGACCUGCAAUAAAUACAAAAAUGUGGUUUUUGCUGGAGGUUGGAGGGAAUAUCGACUCACAUGCUUCGAACUUGACUGUUUCCGACACACAGUUUCAGGUGAAUUUCAGGAAUGGGCCAUGCCCUCCCUCCGUGUCUCCCACUUCCUGCCGCUAUGUGACAAAUAGGACAAAUAUUGUUAAUAACUCCUCACCUUAAAUUGUGACACAGAUUCGUCCUGGGUAGAAUGAAAACACCGACAAGUAUUCAGAAACCAAGCAAACAUGAAAGAGGACGGCAGCGGCUCCAAUCAUGCAGGAAUCCAGAGAGGGCACGCGUUGGGCACACACGCCCACGCUGACAGUAUUAAGGUGUGUUCAGACAGCAAAUAUGACCCCCCACUGGCGUACAGUAUGUGCUAGCUUCUUGGACAAAUCACAUUCCAAGUUUGUAUGUAAACAUGCCGCUGCAAAGAUAUAUUAGAAGCUGUAGUCCAUGGCUGGAUGGUCGUGGGACCAAUUGUGCAUGAGAAAGCUCGACAGAAUCAUCACAUCUGUGCAGAUCCAGUGUCCUGUUCAAUAUUAGGUCAUUAUGUUGUUAUUGAGUGGUAGUUUUUGACUGUUAUAGGCAUAUCUGCUGCCAUCUGAUCAGAGGGUACUCAUCAUACCUGUGUGACUGGACAUGAUUUGUUUUUCCUCCUAAUGUAUUAUUUUUGUAUAAAAAUUUAAAUCAAUCAUAAAUCAUUAUUUAUACUUUUCUGUGAAAAUAUUUGUAUUUCAAGUAAAAUGCUUUUUUUCUCCUCCCCUA
Molecule: messenger RNA, 3662 nt
Organism: Cololabis saira (Pacific saury)
Lineage: Eukaryota; Metazoa; Chordata; Actinopteri; Beloniformes; Belonidae
Gene: hnf1ba
Product: HNF1 homeobox Ba
Exons: 10
Coding region: 282-2003 (573 amino acids)
Biological process (GO): positive regulation of DNA-templated transcription; regulation of transcription by RNA polymerase II; pancreas development
Cellular component (GO): nucleus
Molecular function (GO): RNA polymerase II cis-regulatory region sequence-specific DNA binding; DNA-binding transcription factor activity, RNA polymerase II-specific
Source: RefSeq, a predicted model, not a curated record